AUGCUUGUGGUUCUGGCCCUGACAUUGGCUCUUCGAUUAGUGCAGGCAGCUAAUGCUAUAGCGAGCACAAAAGAUGAUGAUGACAAGUGUCCUCCUGUUUUCAAUUGUAACCUAGCCAACUUUGAAUGCAAGCAGUUUUCUGCGUGUAACGAGUUUACAGGUCAAUGUGAGUGUCUAGAUGGAUUUGGUGGACCCGAUUGCUCGGAGCCUCUCUGUGGAGGCUUGCAAGAUGGGCGUAAUCGUCCAUUGAGACCAUCACCCGAGGAGCCAUGUGAUUGUGAAGCAGGAUGGGGUGGUAUCAACUGCAACCUGUGUUUGGAAGAUUCGGUUUGCGAUUCGUUCGUACCUGGUGACCUCAAAGGAACUUGCUAUCAAUCUGGAAUAAUUGUCAACAAGUUCCACCAACUCUGUAAUGUAACCAAUGCAAAGAUUUUGCAGAUAUUGAAUGGUGACUUGCCCCAAGUUACCUUUAGUUGCAACAAGACAGCACAAGCUUGUGACUUCCAGUUCUGGAUUCAGGAAGAUGAGUCUUUCUAUUGUGGAUUGUCAGACUGCAAUUUGGAUUAUGAUCUCGCUGCAAAUACAACUCACUAUCGAUGUGACGAAGUUUCAUGUAAAUGUCUUGCUGGCAAAACCCUGUGUGGAAAGAGUGGCUCAAUUGAUAUCUCUGACUUCCUUGUAGAGACUAUUAAAGGACCAGCGGACUUUUCUUGUAGUCUGGAAGGACAGGACUGCAAAUUUUCUGAACCCAGCAUGAACGACUUGAUUCAAAAUGUCUUUGGUGACCCAUAUAUCACACUUCAUUGUCAAUCUGGAGAAUGCCUGCACAAAAGUGAAAUCCCCGGUUUUGACAUUCCUCACAAAAGAAGGCACACUUCAAGAGACUUAGAAGCUUUGGCCAUUGCCGUGGUUGCUUCGGGCAUAAUUAUUAUUGCAAGCGUCUAUGGAAUUUCUAAAUCUCCUCUCUUUUCACGGUCUCCCCAGAGCCCAACUCUUGGGGAUGAUAAUGGAGAGGACGGUACUGAUGGAGACAGUUUUCUGCAAACCAAGAAUCCAGUAGUGUUCUCGUUUGAUAGUGUUUCUUAUGAGAUUGACGGAAAAGAAGUUCUUCAAGAUUCUAUGGGAUCUGUAAAUCCUGGAGAAUGCCUGGCAAUAAUGGGAGGAUCUGGUGCCGGUAAAACAACUCUAUUGGAUAUACUUUCGGGUAAGAAUAAAACGGGUUCGAAAACUGCCAAUCUCUAUUUAGACGGUGAAAAAUUGACUACGAAGAAACACCUCGACAGCUUCAGUGCAAUCAGUGGCUUUGUUGACCAGGAGGAUUGUCUUAUUCCAACCUUGACAGUUUACGAAACAGUUUUGAACUCUGCCUUGUUGAGACUCCCUCGUGAUAUGUCUACUGCCUCAAAGAAAAUAAGAGUUUUAGAAAUUUUAUCUGAGUUGCGUAUUCUGCAUAUUAAGGACAAGGUGAUUGGCUCUGACUUUGAAAGAGGGAUUUCAGGAGGUGAAAAAAGAAGAGUGUCUAUAGCGUGUGAGUUGGUUACAUCUCCUUCGUUCUUAUUCUUAGACGAACCAACGUCGGGAUUGGAUGCUUUUAAUGCUCACAAUGUAAUCGAAUGUUUGGUUAAACUGGCCCGUGAUUUCAACAGAACUAUUAUUUUCACCAUUCAUCAGCCAAGGUCGAAUAUUGUGGCACUCUUCGAUAAGCUAAUACUUUUAGCAGACGGUUAUUUGGUGUACUCUGGCCAAAUGGGACAUUGCAACCAAUUUUUCCUUGACCAUGGAUACAAAUGCCCCACAGGGUAUAACAUUGCCGACUUUUUGGUUGAUAUCACCACCGAUGAAAGAGUAAUAUCCGUAUUGGACCAUUCUGAGGAAAACGACAUCCAUAAAGUCAUCGAGAGUUCCGAUAGUUUAGGUGAAAAUCUUUCCAGAGAGUGGGAGCACUAUGCUGUACAUCGAGAAGAAUACCAAGAAUCGCCUUCAUCCUCCAAAACCAAGCGUAAGAUUCAUAAACUUUUUACAUCAUCGUCGCUCUAUGAGCAAUUAAAGUCCGAAAUUGAGCAUCUGCAUGAGCAGUUCUCCAGCAACGGAUUCAAAUCGCUUGUCAACCAAGAACGACCCAAAGGGGCCACUUUUGUUCAACAACUAUUGAUUUUAUGCUCAAGAACAUUCAAGAACACAUAUAGAAAUCCUAGAUUAUUGUUAUCGCAUUACGUGUUAUCGAUUACAAUGGGAUUAUUCUGUUCUUACCUCUACUAUGAUGUCGCCAAUGAUAUCAGCGGGUUCCAAAAUAGGUUGGGGUUGUUCUUUUUCCUUUUGACUAUGUUUGGGUUUUCUUCCUUGACUGGAUUACACAUCUUUUCCAUUGAACGAAUUGUCUUUAUUCGAGAGAGAGCAAAUCAGUAUUACCAUCCGUUAAGUUACUAUUUGAGUAAGAUGAUUUGUGAUGUGGUGCCUUUAAGGAUCUUUCCACCGUUACUAUUGAUGGUGAUAAUAUAUCCUCUGGUCGGCCUGAACAUGGACGAUGGUAAGUUCCAGAGGUCCCUUCUCAUAAUGGUACUUUUCAACCUAGCCACUUCGAUAGAAGUCUUCAUUAUCGGAAUUGUGUUUGAGGAGCCAGGUGCUGCUACAAUGGUAGGUGUAUUGGUCAUGCUAUUUUCCUUACUCUUUGCGGGAUUGUUUAUCAAUAAGGAGUCCAUUCCGGUUCAAAUAAACUGGUUCCAGAACCUUUCGGUAUUCCAUUACGGAUAUGAGGCUUUGACAGUCAACGAGGUGAACGGAUUGAUGUUGAGGGAACACAAAUAUGGUUUGGACAUUCAGGUUCCAGGAGCUGUGAUAUUGAGCACAUUUGGUUUUGAUGUAGGAGCUCUUAACAUUGACAUAAUAUCCCUGGCCGUAAUGUUUGGAAUCUUCGUUAUUUUGGGAUAUGCAGCCCUGCAUACACUAGUGUACGAGAGAAGAUAA
This is a messenger RNA of Komagataella phaffii GS115, 2964 nucleotides long. RefSeq lists its product as uncharacterized. The coding region runs from base 1 to 2964 and encodes 987 amino acids. The transcript has a single exon. The record is from RefSeq and is a predicted model, not a curated record. Gene Ontology annotation, molecular function: ABC-type transporter activity; ATP binding; ATP hydrolysis activity. NCBI's taxonomy places the organism in Eukaryota, Fungi, Ascomycota, Pichiomycetes, Pichiales, Pichiaceae. Gene Ontology annotation, cellular component: membrane.